UGGCGAGCACGCAGGGGGAAAAGAGCCGUGAGAUGAGCAGACUCUGUCACAGAAACACACAGGUGGAUAUGGAUCAUCUGGAAGCACGAAAUCCGCUCUGAAUCCAAUUUGAGUUCACGUGAGACUCCUCUGUGCUCCCUUUAAAAGCGGGCUGGCCAGGGAAGAUCUUUUUUUGGAGCAAUGGGUGCACUACAGUCCUUACCUGGACGGCCAGAAUAUAGUGAUCUGGCGGAAAAGACGGGCUUUUCAUUUGAACAGAUUGGAGUUCUGCAUAAAAGAUUUAAGCAGCUGAGUCACAAUGAAGAGACUCUACGGAGAGAUCAUUUCAAUGAAAUCCACGACCUAGCAUUCAAUCCCAUCCGCACACAGAUCAUAGAGGCGUUUUUUGACAGAAGAAACUUCCAUCAGGAUGGCGAGGGAAAAGUUCAGGAGAUUGGCUUUGAAGAGUUCGUGGUGGUCAUGUCCCAUUUUAGGCCGCCAUCGGUGCACAUGACAGAAGAGCAGCGUGAGAAGACCAGGAGAGAGAAACUGAGAUUUUUAUUCAACAUGCACGAUACAGACAACGAUGGGACAAUAACUCUAGAGGAAUACAGACAUGUGGUGGAGGAACUGUUAUCUCGGAGUGGGACACUGGAAAAGGAAACAGCCAAAUGCAUUGCUGAUGCAGCCAUGUUGGAGGUGGCCAGUAUUUCAGUGGGUCACAUGGAGCCUGAUGAAUUCUAUGAGGGCAUCACAUUUGAGCACUUCCUCAAGUUGCUGGACGGAUUUGAAAUUGAAUCGAGAAUGACCAUUCGCUUUUUGAAUAUGGACACAACAACCUUGUGUAAGUGAGGUCGGUAUGCUGAACUUUGAGGUGCAAAAUCAUGUUUUCACUGUAUUGUCUGUUUAAGUUUAUUGCUUGCACUGAAUAUAUGCCUUAUUCAUGUUUGAAUAACUAUGCAAAUCCUAAGACUAUAUAUAUAUAUAUAUAUAUAUAUAUAUA
Molecule: messenger RNA, 982 nt
Organism: Pelmatolapia mariae (spotted tilapia)
Lineage: Eukaryota; Metazoa; Chordata; Actinopteri; Cichliformes; Cichlidae
Gene: tescb
Product: tescalcin b
Exons: 8
Coding region: 181-831 (216 amino acids)
Biological process (GO): positive regulation of sodium:proton antiporter activity; regulation of cell adhesion mediated by integrin; protein localization to plasma membrane
Cellular component (GO): nucleus; cytoplasm; plasma membrane
Molecular function (GO): phosphatase inhibitor activity; calcium ion binding
Source: RefSeq, a predicted model, not a curated record